CGGCCUAACCUCGCAAGGGGGCGGACGCGUUACGGGCGCUCUCACCUCCAUCAGUGGCUCACCGCGUGGCGCACAAAGAGAACGAAAACGGAACUGAUUGUCGCUGUUGUUGUUCUUUGGUGUUACGGAAAGAGAGAUAAUUCGAUGUCCGUCGCUGCUGCUGUUUGAAGACCUAAGAAGAAUGGUUGCACUUGUGAUUUCUUAACUAGUUUUACGUGUUACUUAACUUGACUUAGAGAGGAAUUUAAGCAAACGUGUGCGACUUGUAAGUUAUGAAGACUCGGUUACUUGGAUACUUCUAAAUCUGACUCUGCAACGGUUGAACUUAAACGACCUUGAAGGUGUAUUUUUAAAGGGCCCUGCAAGAGUAUAUUUAAAGGGCCAUCUGCAGCGUGCCUCUCCAAAGGGGUUUGAUAGAAGAGGCUGCGAGUGAGGGAGUGAGAAGGGAGGGAGGGAGGGAGGGGAGAGGAGAGGAGGGAAGGAUGGAGAGCAGCAAGAAAGUGGAGUGCGAGGUGGGGGACGUCCAUCAUGUUCUCUACCACAGCUCCGCCAGCCUCCACCAAGUUCUACGCACGCGAGUCGUGGAGCGCGGAACAGGUCGUGAUGGGCGUGUGUUCCCCUACGUGGCUCACUAUCUCACUACAGGCGACAUGUUGUACCCGGUUCAUGAGGGCGAGGCAAUGGUGACGCGGCUUAUGCAGGAGCUGACCCGACUUGACCUCGUGCAAGACCUACUCAGACACCCCCUGCUGCCCCCCUCCUCCGCCUCCUCCUCCUCCUCCUCCUCAUCAUCAUCAUCAUCGUCAUCACUAUCUGGGUCUCACAAUUCUCAGAAGGAAAACGGCAAGGCGGGGGCGGCGCGGCUUGGCGGGGGUGACACUCUUAAAGUCAACACCAGGCGGCGCCACCCUCUGUCCUUCUCCUCUCUCCUCACCCACCUCCUGCCCGCCUCCACGCACUCCACCUCCGUCUACCGCCCACCCUCAAACAAGAGGCAGGGCAGCACGCUCGUCGUCGUGGCCCGCAGCGCUCUCAGGCUCCGCGAGGUGGUGGUGCACGGGCCGAGGGGGGAGCUGGCGCGCGUGUUCCCCGAUGACCCGCUCCAGCCCGCUGCCGCCCCCGCCCACGCAGCCCUGGACGCCCGUGUCACCCCCUCCCCGCCCGCAGACUCCACGCUCUCCCCCGCCCACGCCGCCCUCAGUGCCCUGGCGGAGAAGGGCUACACGCCGACCGUCAGGUCAUCAUACGUGUGCAAUCAAAGCGGCGCCCUCAUCACCCAGUGGCUUGUAUACCGACGGCGCGGCGGCAGAAGGAAAGGAGGGUCAGGAGGAAGCACUAAAGGAGGCACUCUCAAAGCCGCCUCCUCCUCCUCCUCCUUCGGCCCAUAUGCGAAGCUCUCCGGCACCCUCUCAGCCGCCUCCACUUCAUCUCUCUUCUCCUCCUCUUCCACCUUCCCUAGUUUACGUCGGGCCUCAUCCGCGACUGAUCUAGCGAGCGUUUCCACCUCCUCCUCCUCCUCGUCCUCCUCCUCCUCCUUCUCCACGUCCUCCUCCUCCUCCUCUUCCUCGAGUAUGACGAUGAAAGGGCGACUCAAGGCUCGCAGUAAAUCGAUCCUGACACUCCACAAUCCACCUCCUCGACCUUCCCUCACCCUCAAACGUCUGCUGAGUGUGUUCUUCUGAUGACCUGCCUGCUUACCUGUCUACCUGCUCAUAUAUCUGACUCCCUGCUUCCCUGCUGUACACACAUAUCCUAACACUCAACAACCUUCCCCCUCGACCUUCCCUCACCCUCAAACGUCUGCUGAGUGUGUUCUUCUGAUGACCUGCCUGCUUACCUGUCUACCUGCUCAUA
Molecule: messenger RNA, 1854 nt
Organism: Eriocheir sinensis (Chinese mitten crab)
Lineage: Eukaryota; Metazoa; Arthropoda; Malacostraca; Decapoda; Varunidae
Exons: 6
Coding region: 483-1682 (399 amino acids)
Source: RefSeq, a predicted model, not a curated record